AUGUAUAAGAAGUCCACUGCAUGCCUGAUGAACAUUAAGCAGCGAGAGGACGAGAUGCUGAGAUCUUACAUAAUUAGCUUUAAUAAGGAGGCUUUCUCGAUCGACGAAGCGGACAACAAGAUACUCGUGGUGGCAUUCACCAAUGGGCUAUGGAAGGGUAAGUUCCUAUUUUAUCUGUAUAAGAACGACCUAAAGACUAUGUCAGAUGUGCUUUACAGGGUGACUAAGUACAUGAACGUAGAAGAUGCAUUACUGGCUCGAGAAGAGAAGCCCAAAAAAAGGGAAAGACAAGAAGACAUACGGUCGGAUAGGGGGUGGAAGAUGGCAAGGAUUGGAGAAUGGCGGGAGGACAAACGCUCCAAGCCCCCCGCAGGGAAGUUCACAAGUUUCACCCCGCUGACUACCUCGAUCGACCAAGUCUUGAUACAAAUUAAGGAUGAAGGAGCCUUGACCUUUCCCGGCAAGUUGAAGGGGGAUCCUAAUAAGAGGUCUAGAGACAAGUACUACCACUUCCACCGUGAUCAUGGCCAUGACACAGCUGACUGCUACGGCUUGAAGCAACAGAUUGAAGUCCUUAUCAGGCAAGGAAAGCUGCAGAGGUUUGUCAGCAAGGAAAGGGUGGAUCCACCUUAA
Quercus robur (English oak) is the source of this 633-nucleotide messenger RNA. RefSeq lists its product as uncharacterized. Lineage: Eukaryota; Viridiplantae; Streptophyta; Magnoliopsida; Fagales; Fagaceae. Bases 1 to 633 code for a protein of 210 amino acids. The record is from RefSeq and is a predicted model, not a curated record. The transcript has a single exon.